CUAGCACUGAGAUCCAUACCCGCCGAGUCCGGCUUGUUCUCACCAACUUUAACUUUGUUGCUCUGACUUUCGAAGUACUGUGCGUAGGAGUCGCUUUACCGGGCCAUUCUCUUGGCUAAGAUCUUGCCAUUCAUCACGCUAGCUGACACAGGAACGGGAUUUCAAUCACUGAGCUGCGGUUAAGUUCUGGAUAGUGUCGAUCCUGUAACAAGAUGAGUCCAGCAAUGUCAUACGGUCUUCUCGUGUUCGGAGUGGCCGUUCUGCCUGCUGUGAACGGACAAUGCAUCAAUGUUACACUUCCCAACAUUCUCAACUUGGGAGAGUGCCUUGGAACCACUCUGAGAGCCUGUCCUGACACGUCGGCGGGCCUGAUACCAGACCUCACUCGUGUCCUUGGGUGCGUACUCCAGAUUUUGCCUCAGGUUGGAAGCCCAGUCUCCGUGCUCUUCAACGUCGUCGGUCUCCUUGAAGCUGUUUUGUCUAGGCUGGGCCUGUCUGGUGAUAUCGGGGGUCUUACUGACAUCCUCUGCAAUCCCCUUGGAAUCCCGCUGUUCAGUUGCGGCGAAUUCAGUCCAGGAAACAUCGCCUGCCAAGAACCUCUCCAGAUCAGCCUGCCCAGCGUGUUCAACGUCGGAGCGUGUCUGAACCGGACCCUUUUGUUCUGCGAAGCCGGAUCCACAAUUUCGGACCCCAUCCUGACAGAACUGUUCCAAGCAGUCGGGUGCAUUCUGAGUGCUGCUCCGGAUGGUCUGCAACUGGACCUUGUCUCGAGCCUGGUGUGCCCCCUGGUUGACAUCCUCAACUCGUCCCUGAACGAGUUCACCUCGCUACUGCCGUUCCGAUUCCUGACGCGAGGAAUCACCAACGCUGUCAACUCCCUCACCAACAACCUGCUUGGGGCCGUCGGUAACUGUAACAAAUAGCUUUUACGAACCAACUGUGCCUGAGCUCAGCCCGCCUGCCGGAAGCAGGAGGAAAAUGAGGAAACCAUCAACGCCAUUUUGCGGAGUACAGUAGGAGCUGCCAUACUCAUCAACACUAGCAGAGUCAGGAACCACUACCACAAGACCUGCCAGCAGUCAUCAUGUCCUGCUCCAUACAUGAGGUCCUGGAUGCGCCAUCAUGCCAAACAAAGAAGAAAAUCUUGAAGGAGCAUGAGGACGCUCCCAAAAGCGUCCAAAAACAGCAUCGUCUUAAUCUGGGCAGAACCGUGGGCCCUGCGUCUCAUAGACGCUCAACUACAGCGAGGAAAUGACUGAACGUCUGCCGGUCGCGGCUCAAGCAUUUGACGUUUGAUUCGUCUGGUUCUUGGUGAAUAAAGUGAAUUAUUGU
This is a messenger RNA of Dermacentor silvarum, 1332 nucleotides long. RefSeq lists its product as uncharacterized. The transcript is spliced from 10 exons. The record is from RefSeq and is a predicted model, not a curated record. NCBI's taxonomy places the organism in Eukaryota, Metazoa, Arthropoda, Arachnida, Ixodida, Ixodidae. Bases 213 to 923 code for a protein of 236 amino acids.